GCGCUAUUUCAUGUUUUCAUUCUACUUGGACGACGGGAUUUCGAAUAUAUUUCCAGUAAUUAAUARUUACUGAUUUCCGCGUCGGCGUAGCAUUAUCCGGCUACUCCGUCGGGUGACGUACGACAGACAUGGGAUUUUCAUUGUGGACUUUGCUUGAGGCUUCACUAUUGUGUUUGAACGCCAUAUGCAUCCUGAACGAAGACAGGGUUYUGGCCAAGUAUGGCUGGUCCACGGUGAACCGAGAGUUUGAUGACAUGCCAACCACRAAAACACAGAUAUUGUCGCUCAUGAAGUCUAUCCGUACAGUUGUCAAAUAUCCUCUUAUAAUUUUCAAUCUGCUGAUCAUACUUGUCAAGAGUCUUACAGGAUGAUGAAAAUUCCACUUGUUUGCAAUGAAAUAAUGUUGUAUAUUUUGUGUAACUUGUUAUUUCUAUAAGGUUAAUAUUCUAAAAAUUACCCUUAUUUAUAUUUAUAUGUGUAAAUGUUUUUACAAUGUGCGUAUCWAAAGUGUUUAUCAUCUUUUCUUA
Molecule: messenger RNA, 527 nt
Organism: Diuraphis noxia (Russian wheat aphid)
Lineage: Eukaryota; Metazoa; Arthropoda; Insecta; Hemiptera; Aphididae
Product: immediate early response 3-interacting protein 1
Biological process (GO): endoplasmic reticulum to Golgi vesicle-mediated transport
Cellular component (GO): endoplasmic reticulum membrane; COPII-coated ER to Golgi transport vesicle; Golgi membrane
Source: RefSeq, a predicted model, not a curated record